AUGUUACAUGUUUCUAGCCUUGGUAUAAAUGACUUACCUGAUUCAAUCGACGAGCUGGUAUCAUUGUCUGAUGCAGCCCCGUAUCUUCGCCGAGGUGUGUCAUCCUUGAACGCAGCUCUGCUCGACGUUCUCGACUACAGAAAGAACUCGUACAGAAUCCAUCCAUUCUUCACUAAUGAAUACCCUGUUGGAAAUGGCGUCUCGCUUGAACUGCCUAUCAACACCGAGUGA
This is a messenger RNA of Necator americanus (New World hookworm), 231 nucleotides long. RefSeq lists its product as uncharacterized. NCBI's taxonomy places the organism in Eukaryota, Metazoa, Nematoda, Chromadorea, Rhabditida, Ancylostomatidae. The transcript has a single exon. The record is from RefSeq and is a predicted model, not a curated record. Bases 1 to 231 code for a protein of 76 amino acids.